Panicum virgatum (switchgrass) is the source of this 2558-nucleotide messenger RNA. RefSeq names its product epidermis-specific secreted glycoprotein EP1-like. Bases 1 to 1581 code for a protein of 526 amino acids. NCBI's taxonomy places the organism in Eukaryota, Viridiplantae, Streptophyta, Magnoliopsida, Poales, Poaceae. The record is from RefSeq and is a predicted model, not a curated record. The transcript has 5 exons.
AUGGAGGAAAAAUCAGCAGCAGCGACGACAGGGAGAGGUCCGGGCCAGCAGACGGCGGAGGAGAUCGCCCGUGAAACCCGGGACAUGCUGCGCCGGCAUUGCGAGGAGCAGCGGGCGCGGGAUCAGCUGCGCGACCUGAAGCUAGAGAGCCUGGACAUUCAGGUUGGAGGCCUGGAGAACAAGUGCUCCAUGGAUCUUGGUCUUAUGCAGGUAUCACUUGUUGAGGGGGAGCUCUACCACAAAUUGAUGAUCCGGAGUUACUGCACCGGCUGUAGGCUCCAGCCCCUUCUGCUUCGACUACCUCAGCUCAGGAGGACGAUCCAGUACCACUACUUCCACUUCGAUCGUUCACCUCUACAAGAAUCUGUUCGAGCAGAAGGUGGACCCGCUGAGGACGCAGGGGAGGUGACCUCGAGCUUGCUAUGCUCUAGGUCCAGCGGGAUCUUCAUCGAGUUGGAUCCAUUUGGUCUAGUCCUGGAGGCCUCUCCUUCGCCGCGUGUCUCCUUCGCCGCGUGCUUCUACUGCGCCGCCCCGUGCGCCGACUUCUACUUCGGCGUCUGCAUCAUCCAGGUCGACAGCGGCGGCUUCCUCAGCUGGCCGAACGCGGGCACCCUGCAGGUCGUCUGGUCCGCGAACAGGGACCGCGCCGUCCGUGAGAACGCCACCCUCAGCUUCACGGCCGGCGGUGACCUGCUGCUCCGGGACACCGACGGGAGCCUCGUGUGGUCCACACGCACCUCAGACCAGUCCGUUGCCGGGAUGACACUGACCAAGUCCGGCAACCUGGUGCUCUUCUACCGCAAGAACGCGCCGGUGUGGGAGUCGUUCAGCCACCCGGCAGAUUGUCUGCUCCCGGGCCAGCAACUGGUGGAAGGGAUGAGGUUAACACCGAAUGCCUCCGCCACCAACUGGACGACCAACAAUCAGCUGUAUGUUACUGUCCGUGCUGAUGGUUUGUAUGCAUUUGUUGAAUCUUCGCCUCCUCAACUCUACUACCAAAAGACAGUGCCCAAAUCCGGAAACAGGAAAACGUAUAUGACCCUGACAAAUGAUUCAGUGGCGAUCUUUGCAUCCUCCUCCACUGACAAUGUAUCAAUUCUAGAGACGGGCAGCAAGAUCAACAUGACGGCAGGAGGAAUGAUGUACAUGAGGCUCGAAUCUGACGGACAUCUGAAGUUGUAUCAGUAUAAAGGAAUAGAUGGAUGGACCAUGACGCAGGAUAUUCUCAAGGGGCAGGUAGAUGAUUGUGCUUACCCGACUGUCUGUGGUGAGUAUGGAAUAUGCACCAAUGGGCAGUGUACAUGCCCAAUUCCACUUGACAGCAACACUACAUACUUCAAGCAGACUGAUAACCGCAGGAUCAACCUCGGAUGCAUGCCAGUGACUCCAAUUUCUUGUGCAUCGAUGCAAGACCACCAGCUCCUUGCUCUAAGUAAUGUUUCUUACUUCAAUUAUGUAGAUUCAAGGGCCGCUUUGCCUCAGAUGAUUGAUGAAGAGAGUUGCAAGAAUGCCUGCUUGCGGAACUGCUCCUGCAAGGCUGCAUUCUUUCAGUACAGUGGUAAUGACACUUCUAAAGGCUGAUGUUACCUGCCAACACAAGUCUUUUCGUUGCAAGUAAAUCAGUUGGAAGUAACUCACUACAGUUCUUCUGCAUACCUCAAGGUGCAGAUCACACAGCCACCCCCUAGUCCUAGUCCCUCGAAUUCCAAUGGUGUGGUGAAUAGGUCCACACCCACAGGAAAGAGAAGGAUUGGUGCAGGCGCAAUUGCUGGUUUCACAGUAGGAGUAUCUUUACUUGCUGCGAUCAUCACUACAUUAGUGGUUUGUUGGAGGCGAUAUCAGCAUAGAGAUGAUGACGAUGAAUUUGGAGAAGUACCAGGUAUGACUACUAGGUUCACAUUUGAACAGUUGAAAGUAGCAACCGAGCAAUUUAGCAAAUUGCUCGGAAAAGGAGGAUUCGGUUCAGUUUUUGAGGGUCAGAUAGGCGAGCAGAGAGUUGCUGUAAAACAGCUGGAUCGAGCUGGUCAGAGAAAGAAGGAAUUCUUGGCAGAAGUUGAGACGAUUGGAAACAUUCACCAUAUAAAUCUAGUGAGAUUGAUUGGCUUCUGCGCUGAGAAAUCUCAGAGACUCCUAGUGUACGAAUAUAUGUCGAAAGGAUCAUUGGACAGCUGGAUCUAUUUCCGAGAUGGGAAUAGGCCUCUUGAUUGGCAUACACGAUGCAGGAUUAACACCGAUAUCGCCAAGGGCCUAGCUUAUCUUCAUGAAGAGUGCCGGCAACGAAUUGCUCAUCUGGAUAUCAAACCGCAAAAUAUCCUCUUAGAUGACAACUUCAGUGCAAAACUUUCUGAUUUUGGCCUAUCUAAGAUGAUUGACAGGGAUAAGAGCCAAGUGGUUACAAGAAUAAGAGGGACUCCAGGAUAUUUAGCUCCUGAGUGGUUGACAUCACAAAUCACUGAGAAAGUUGACAUAUACAGCUUUGGUGUAGUAGUCAUGGAAAUUAUCAGCGGGAGAAAGAACCUUGAUUAUUCCCAACCCCAAGAAAACGUUCAUCUCAUUAG